Messenger RNA from Megalops cyprinoides (Indo-Pacific tarpon), 2080 nucleotides. It is a transcript of the gene bbs12, whose product is annotated as Bardet-Biedl syndrome 12. The coding region runs from base 131 to 2080 and encodes 649 amino acids. The transcript is spliced from 2 exons. Gene Ontology annotation, biological process: chaperone-mediated protein complex assembly; photoreceptor cell maintenance. The record is from RefSeq and is a predicted model, not a curated record. Lineage: Eukaryota; Metazoa; Chordata; Actinopteri; Elopiformes; Megalopidae. Gene Ontology annotation, molecular function: ATP binding.
UCGUGCUGUUUGCUGAGCCAGAUGGGUUCUGUUCGUCUUACUGUGAACAGUAGAACAUUUAGCUACCCAGCUCCUGCUAGUACUCCUGCUAGUCCUGUACGCACAUAGUUUUUUUUUUUUUCCAUCUGAGAUGUCAGUUUCAGGAUGCACAGUGAUAAGCCGAGGCCGGCACAUUGGACUGCAGCAGCUGGAAGUGUUGGCGGCAGCAACAAACGCAUUCUUGGGUCCGAAUAAAAGGUAUAAGUUUGUUGAAGACCAGCAGGGAGGGGAGUCGUCCUUGGUGUGUUCAUCCCUCCGUCUCUUGGAACAAUUAGAUCUCAGCUGCGCGGUGGGCCAGUUGCUCUGUGAGACUGUGCAGGCCCAUCACAGGGCGUUUCACACGGGGACCGGGUGUCUGCUGUUCCUGGCGGGAGUCUGGAGUUCAGCCGCGCUGGAGUGUCUCCACAAAGGCAUCCCCGUUCCACACAUUGUCUCGGCCAUGUCGGAGGGGCUGGAGGCGUGCUUGGAAACAUGCAGAUCAAGUUGCUCGCCUGUCAGGGAUGAUCUGUGCACUUCUGGCUCUGGAGAAGGUGAGAAGGGGAGAGGCCUAAAUGAUACUGCACGUGCUGUUUCCCCUAAGCUGGGGUUUGGUGACUCACUGCAUCCAGGCACCAGGAAGCCUGCAGACAUCUCUUCUCUGUCGUACUCUUUCGACGUGAACGCGCCCGGAGCUCGUUCAUCUGGCUGCAAAGAAGGGCAAACGACCCUCACUCACAGGGUACAGGAUUCCCAGAAGUUGAAGCACAGCAGGCAUUUCUGCUUGAAUGAAAGAACAGGGGCCGAAAGCUCAGCGCCAGCGUCGUUGCGACGUUCAGGGGAUUCUGGAAGUGUGAACGUUAUUGGCCUCGCCAGAGCUCUCAGUCACGGUUGUGUGGAGGCGAUGCAGCUAGUCAUUGAGGCGAGCAGGGUUCAGACAGAAGCUCCACAGAAAGGUGGUGUCUGUAGGGUUUUUGAUGUGAAUAAGCUGGUCACGUGUGUGAUGCCUGGCUUGUCUGAGGGGCAUGCAUGUGUGCUCCGAGGAUUUGUCUCUCUUAUCUCUGUUGAGCAAGCUUCAAUCGCCAAACGCUUUAAAGACCAGAACCUGAAUGUCAUUAUUAUCAGUGGAGACCUGAGUGAACAAUACAGACAUUUGGGCUUCAACAGGCCAUCCAAUGUCAGGUUUGUCACAGGGAAUUUGGACAAAUUGGGGUUUAGUAAGGAGAACGAGUGGGUGGAUGAAGUUUCCGCAGCCCUGCUGAGAUUGAAGGUGAAUGUGCUUCUGGUAAACGGAGUGGUAACGGAGAAACUAAUGGAGAGAUGCGUCCGACAUGGACUCCUUGUGGUUGAGAGAGUGAAGCACAACGUUUUGAGAGACUUUGCUGAAACGACUGGAGCCGUGCCAGUCACCUACGCUGCUCAGCUGAACGAGCAGUGUGUGGGCGGGGGAGUACGUGUGGUUGUUUGGGGAGACCACAGCAGACACGGAAAAGCAGAUUUGACGGCUGUCAACGUCCAGGCUGACGGGACCACGCUGGCGACGGCAGUCAUCACCGGCUGCGUGUUUGCCAAGCUGCAGGCGCUGGAGGAUCGGUUCUGGGGCUGCGCUCAUCGUUUGCACCACGCGCUCAAGGACGGCAAAGUCCUUCCCGGUGCCGGCGUUACAGAAAUACUUUGCAUCCGUCGUCUGCACAGACUCGCGAAAGAAGACCGGGGCGGGACACGUGGGGAAGAUGCUGUCUCUGCCCCAGGAACCACUAAUCCAUACAGAGGGACGGUGCUCCAGCAUAUGUCGGAUGGAUGGGUGGAGUACAUUGCUACGCUGAUGUGGAAUUCUGGCACUUGCUCCUCAAAACUGGAGGCUCGGACCAUCAUCAAUCAGUCGCUGGAGCAGCUGGGUGACAUGGAAGAGGCGACGAGAGUCUACGACAAUGUGACAGUGAAGCUGGAGGCCUGGAGGAGGGCCCUGGAUCUGGUGUUCCUGGUGCUUCUGACUGACACAGAGAUCACUACUGGCUUCAACAGUCAAGACACAGAGGACAAAUCAGAUAUCGUGCUGCUUUGA